GUGUUAGCCCUACGUUAUUGCUGCGUUGUGUCGUUUUCGUCGUUUUGUUUACAUACCAAGCCCCAAAAUUAACAUUCAAUUGGCAUAUACAUAUUUUUUUGUUAUUUUUGGCAGACAACGUGCGUUUAAAUGUUAAGCUACAAUGCUCGCGCACUAGCACAAGUAUUAAGCAUUGCCUAAGUGUUGUGUAUUUGUGUGCAUGUCCACAUGUUUUUGGUUGAAUAAGAAAAUCAGCUGCAAGCAAACGCAAGCGAUUUGUUUUCAUAUUUUUGUUUGUGAACUACGACGGCCUACUUUUUAUCAAUCAUCAAUCGCAAUUUGUAUUUCUGUAAGCAAAGGAUCCGAUUUGUGCAUGCGUCAUUGCAACUAUGUAAUUUGUUUUGUGAUUCACAUUCCGCAUUCCGAGCAAAACAAACACGAAAAAAUACCGUUACACUGUAAGCGCGUCGCUCGCUGUGUGGGAGGGUGUGCAUGUAAGUGCUUUCGGCGGAGUACAUGUGUAUACAUACAUGUACGUACAUGUGUACGUGCAGUGCGAAUCCUUUUGCUCAGCUUUCGCACUGACGCCUCGCAUGUGUGUGUGUGUGUGUUUGUGUGCCGCUCUUUGAAACACGAAAUGAUAGCGAAAGCAAUAAACAGGGCAGGCGAAGAAAUCGAGCAAAAAUAUGCUUAGAAAUUGAAACGGUCUAAAUUAAUUCGAAAUUGCAAUCAAUUGCCACAAAUCGGGGCUCGUUCAGUGUAUUGGGCUGGACAUGACACAUGUCUGCUAAAAACUAAGCGACCCCGCCCUCACCUCACCCUUAGCAGUGGGUGACAACAAGUGAUAAAAAACAACUGCACACUGCAGUCCAACUUGCAAUUGUAAAUAACAAACACACACACGCAUGUGCACACACACACACAUACAUACUUGUGAAAAAGAACGGAACACGCCCAAAGCUAUAGCCAUAACGUGUUGCCCACAAGAAAGACUCCUCAACAACGCCCAUUAACAGAAACAACAAUAACAAUAGCAGCAGCAGCAGCAGCAGCAGUAGAGGCAACAGACAGUGUUGCCAAGUGGCGCAAAGUGUAACAAUAAGUCGAAUAAACGUAACGUCCUUGGUAACGGCAAACGUCAAAACUGGAACAGGCAUAAAAAGAACAAUACGAAAAAGGACAGCAGCGACAUACAGCGAAAAAAAAAGCCCAAGGUGUGGUGGAAAAAAUAUGGCCGCAGCAGCGUCAACAUCGCCUACAGCAGCAACAGCAACAACAAAGACAGCAGCAGCAGCGGCAGCGGCAGCAACCGACGCAGUGGGCGGCAGCGGGGGCAUCGAUACGGGCAACGGCAUCGAGAUGCUGAAAGCAUUGUACGAUUUCCAGGCGGUUUAUCCGAAAACAAUCAGUUUCGAUGAGGGCGAAUAUUUUAUACUCUAUCAGACGUCCGCACGCCAGCGUAACUGGUGGCAGGUGGUCAGCAUGAAGGGCAACAUUGGCUUUGUGCCAUCCAAUUACGUAAUGAAGAUAAAGGUGGAGCAUGACUUUCUGAUCAGCUUUCUCAACUCCUCGAUUGAGUCGCUGGAGAAGUGCACUGAGCCAGAGAUAAAUGGCAUCAUGUCCAAGGAGGAGCUGCUCGACAGGCUGCGCGAGAAGAAGCACACCAUGGAGCGGAUCUAUGCGGAGAGCUCGGAGCGUGAUGGUGACUCAUCCUUGUCCUAUUCGCACAGCUACAGCGAGAAGCAGCAGCAGCAGCUGAGCGGCAGCCAUAGCCAUUCGCACCGGCACGCGCACACGCAUCCGCAUCAACAGAAAUCCCAACAGAAUAGUCCGCCUGCCAUGCAACGCCUGGACAUGAGCAAGAAGAGCAUGUCCAGCCCGGCGGUGGGCGUUAGUGUGCCACAGCAAUCGAUGCCGGAAUCGCCCAGCAUGGGCAGCAUGCAUCAGUUGCCGAGCAGCAGCUGCACCGUACAGACGCCACAGCAGCAGCAGCAGCCGCUGCCGGCGCCUCCAUUGGUGGCCAGCACGUCGGCAGCAGCAGCUGUUGCGGCGCAAACGCAAAAGGUGUCCGCGUCCGUUUCGGAUGUGGCGCAGGACAACAGUAUCACCUCAGAGCCGUCGGAGACGACAACAACAACAACAACCACCAGCGAGGAUGUGGUCACCACCUACAAGGAGACCAGCCAGCUGAGUGCCAGCAACGGAGCCACAUCAACAGCUGCUGCUGCUGCGGCCAUCCUAACGGCAGCCGCAACAACAGCAGCAUCUGCAGCAGACGCAGCAGGGCAGGCGCACAACGGCAGCAGCGGCGGCGGCGAGCCGCUCAGCCUGAGCCUUAGCCAGGGCGCAGACAGUGCGCCCGACAAGUCCGAGGCGAGCGACGACGGCUGCAAUGGCUGUGCGGACAAUAGCCAAGCGCUCGACGAGAGCAUUGAGAGUGCAUCGCUGUCGCAUCGGCACGGCGUCAGUCUGGCGGCAGGCGUUAGCAAUGGGCGUGGCGGGCUUAAGGUGGAAUCAUCGGAUGUGUAUCAGAUUGUGGAUGCCUUGCGUCGCAAUACCAAUCUCAGCUUUGAUUUGUCCUGCGAGGCGUUGCGCGUGGUCCUUACCAGCUUGGAGCAGCUAUACAAUGGCGCCAUCAAUCCGUAUCUGGAGGCCGUAGCCGUGCAUGUCACCGGCAAGGUGGCCACGCCCAAGGAGCUGCUGGGCAUAACGCACGACUCGAAGCGAUUGCAAUAUCUGUUUGCCCAGCUGGCCGACUGCAAGAACGAUACGGAACAGCGCACCUGGAUGCUGUACGAGGACGAGGAGGACAUCAUACAGUUUCUCGAGGAGCUCGUCGAGAUACUGAAUAACGCUGAUGAGAACAUCAGCUGCUACGAGAUGUCGUGCGAUCAAUAUCAGAUGUUCAUCAAUCUGGUGCAAUACUAUCAGAUGGAGACGCGUUGGUCCAUCAAAAAACUCUUGCUUAAGACUUUCACAGCUGCCUGCCAUUUGGAUCACAUCAUUGUUGACAUACUGCUAACCUCGGUGCUGCCAUUGGAGAUUGUGGAGGAUAUGAAGACGCACUUUGCCAAUUUGGAUCGCUUUAAGCAGCUGGUGAAAAUGUUAACCAUCAUCUUCUCGUUGGGCCAGCCGAUGCCGGUCAAUCAUCAGGACUAUUUGGGCGUGCAUUUUGCCAGCUUUCUGCUGGAAAUUGUUGAGGGCAACAAUCCGGAGCUGCUGGUCGAUAUGGUAAUUGCCCUCAUACUUGCCUUCAAUCAACAAUUUGGUGAGCAUACGGUCAAUGUGAUCAUUGAGGCCAUGCAAAAUUUGCCCACGGCCAAGGUGUUCACCGAGAAGCUAUUGCUGCUGCUCAAUCGAGAGGAUGAUCCGACGCGUCUGCUGAAGCAUCAUAAUCAGCAUAUGAACACGGUGCUGCGCAUGUUUAUUGACAUAUUCAGCCAUCCGGAUACGGCCGGCAUGUUUUAUACUAAUGACAUUAAGGUGCUAAUUGAUAUUGUGGUGCGUCAGCUGUCCGAUUUGGAUGCAGGCAGUGCGACACGCCCUUGCUAUUUGGAGCUGUGCCGUCGCAUCUUGCGCAACACAAACUAUCAGGAGCAUCAGCAUCGCAAGCAUGAUCUGAUGAAGAUCUUUACGCGCAUCUUUUGCGAGGAGACCGAAUGCAGCGCAUCCGAUCAGCAGCUGGUGCGCGAAAUAGCUAACGAAUUUCCCCAGUUGUUUAAGGCAUAAUCAGCCCCCCAACAAAACGAAAGCAAAAAGCAAAAAUAGACAAACCACACACUAAAAAUUAAACAAAAUAUAAUUAUGUAAAGCGUUGCUAGUGAGGCUAACUAAGUGAGCCAAUGACAAUUUUCAAAUUUAGAAUUUUUAUAGGUUCUAGGUCAGGGCAUUAGCAUUCUCUAACAUUUCGAACUGCAUUUCCGACAACUGACGCGAACAUUUAUUUAUCAUUAUUAUACAAAUUGAUCUUUUUUUUUUUUAUAUACUUAUAUAUAUAUAUUUACUAAAUAAUUAUCUAAAUCUGUUUCCGUUUUGCAGCAUUUUGUAGCGUAUCUUAUGAGACAGCCAACUAUUUGCAUAUGAAAAAUCAUAUAUGUUGUGCUUGUGCGCAAACUUUAUAGAGAGCUAGACACAGACUUGUUAAUAGUUGCUCUAGUAUAUCAUGAAUAAUAUUAUAAUAUGCAUACAACAAUUACAUUUAAGUCGGGUAUAAAGCAAAUGAAGCCAAAGCUAACAUUUAUCACAAUGCUGUUUGGAUAAUUAUAGAAGAAUCAUAUGUUGUUUAUGCAGUAUGCAAAA
This is a messenger RNA of Drosophila virilis, 4278 nucleotides long. Its product is annotated as NCK-interacting protein with SH3 domain. The record is from RefSeq and is a predicted model, not a curated record. NCBI's taxonomy places the organism in Eukaryota, Metazoa, Arthropoda, Insecta, Diptera, Drosophilidae. Gene Ontology annotation, molecular function: protein binding; Arp2/3 complex binding. Gene Ontology annotation, biological process: endocytosis.